AGUGUUUUUUGCAGAAAAAAAUUGUGUUUGGUACGUGGAGAGCAAGCUAAAACCCAGACUGAAGACUUAAAAUUCGAGUAACAAAGCAAUACCCAAUGUCUCCGUAGUUCUUCUUUCACUUGGUUCUUGGUCUUCUUAAUAACAGAAGGUUCUACGCCUCUGUGUAUCGAAUAUCGAUAAUGUUGCUUCAGAUUCCUCGCUUCUCAAAUUCUCUCAGAGACCCCUUCGAUGUCGACCAGGCCUAUCUUCAUCGCAAAACCAUUCUCCACAACCGAAAGCCUCCUCGCAAUGCUGCGAGGUCGCUUGAUGAAUCGGAACUCGCGCGGAAGAUUGUGUACGGUUGGGAAGAAGCAGCUUCUGUGGAAGUGCAUCAGACCUCCAAGCAGUUUAUAGGAGCUGUGGUGGACUUGGUUGAUGGAGAAAUUCCAUCUGAGGAGUUCCAUGAGGUGGCGCUGGCGGUUUACCGACUUUUCGGCAGACCAAUGGAGGAGGGGGUUCUAUUGACAGAAUCCUUUCUGUAAAUAAGUUAGUGUUGGCUUUUCAAGUUUUGACAGUUGUUACAGAUUUGAAGCGCUUGAACUUGAAUAGUGUGUUUUUUGUGUUUUCACUUGCACUUUGUGACCAUGUGUUAGGUUGUAUAUGUCUUUUUGGAUCUAAAUAAUUUAAUGAGUCUUGAUAAAUAUCAUUUAGAGGACUUGAACACAUUGUUGUGGGGAAGUUCUAUAAAUUUGUAUUGCUAUGUGCAUAUUGCAAAAUGCAGAGGCCAUAUAUAAUAUGGUUUAAUUAUUUGGUUGAUUA
This is a messenger RNA of Lotus japonicus, 798 nucleotides long. Its product is annotated as DExH-box ATP-dependent RNA helicase DExH14-like. The transcript has 3 exons. The coding region runs from base 180 to 521 and encodes 113 amino acids. Lineage: Eukaryota; Viridiplantae; Streptophyta; Magnoliopsida; Fabales; Fabaceae. The record is from RefSeq and is a predicted model, not a curated record.